Papaver somniferum (opium poppy) is the source of this 1839-nucleotide messenger RNA. RefSeq lists its product as uncharacterized. Lineage: Eukaryota; Viridiplantae; Streptophyta; Magnoliopsida; Ranunculales; Papaveraceae. The coding region runs from base 1 to 1839 and encodes 612 amino acids. The record is from RefSeq and is a predicted model, not a curated record. The transcript has a single exon.
AUGCCGCAUAUGAACACACGAGGAAUGAAAGAGAAAGACUUAAAAGAAGGAGAGAGGAGGAUGAAGAGAGAGAGAGAGAGAGAGAUACAAGAAGUUGUACGUCAAAAUAGACAUGAUAACAGAGUAAGACAGGCAAGGUUGAAAAGACCAAUGCAGCAAGAUGCAUACCAACUCAUGAGCGAAGAAAUCCUCAGAGAAUUAGUAGAAAUGAGAGAAAUGAUGACACUGCGAAGAGAUGGAGGUAGGCGACAAUUGGAUGAAGCAAUAGAAGAAGCGGGGAAAACACCAUUCGCAAGACAGAUACAACUUGCAGCAGUACCAGCUAAAUGCAUCUUGCCUGUAUUUACUAACAUUUUUGAUGGAAGCACAUGUGAAAUACAUCAUAUAAGAGCGUAUAGUCUAUCUUUGUUACAGUGGGAAGAAAACGACGCGGUGUUAUGUAAAUAUUUCCCGGCAAGCCUAACAGGAGAAGCUUUGCAAUGGUUUGAAGGACUGCCAGUGGGAAGAAUAAGGUCAUUUCAUCACUUACAAAAUCUCUUCCUAGGACAAUACAUUAGAAAUAACAUGCUAAGGCUAGGGAUAGAGAAGGUGUUCAGCUUGCGCAGAAGAACAAAUGAGAUCUUGCGAAGUUUAACCACGCGUUGGAGAAGCAUGUUUAGUGAAAUGGCCGGAAGAGUAGAUGAGAGAAACCUUAUAUUAGCCUUCAUUAAUGCACUUUUCGCUACCGAUCUGUUGUAUACGCAAAUAUUCAGAGUAAAGGAUGCAAUCACUAUGGCAGAGCUACGCAAGUAUCAGGAAGAGUACAUCGCUCUUGAAGAAAAGAAGAGAGAGAUGGAAUCAUCACAGGCAAACCAAGGAAAGAUGUUAAUGGAAGAAGAGCAAAAUCUGGUAGCUAUAGGAACUGCAGAUCAAGAAGAGCUUGAAAGACAAUACAUAGAAAAGCAGUUCAAUAAUCGUGGAGGAAACAAUAAGAUUCAAAGGCUUGAUAAUCAACCAGAAGGCUAUGGAGGGCAGAAGCAAUAUUAUAACCAAGGUCCAGGAGGUAAUAAAGUGGUUUGGGAGCAGAUAAAGAUGUCUCACCUAAACACCGCGAUAGACAAAAUAUGGGAGGCGGUAAUUUUAAUGGAAGAUAUCCCAGAGCCACCAAAUGUGGGAAAUGAGCCACCACCAUGGAGGAGAAGUAACGAAUUUUGUGCUUAUCAUCGCUUCCAUGGCCACACCACCAGUAAUUACAGAAAUGUGAAGAAAAUUAUACUCAGAAUGAUUGACCAGGGGAAGCUAAACCAUUUUCUAGUACAAACACAACAAAAUCUAUCACCACCACCAAAAGGGCAUGCAAAAGAUGGGAAAACAGGAAGGCACACCUAUUUGAUUGAAGUGGGUGCGAAGGCAAAGAAUUUAUAUUGCAAUUCGAUAAUACAUUCUUUCAGAAACAUAGAAGAUUUUCGCGAUAAUGUACUAAGCCGAGUUUAUGCAAGAGACAGUGAUAGAAGAGAGAUUCUCAACCUGGCUAAGGUAUCACCAUUAACAGAUUGGCAGAAGCAGCCUAUUUCUUUUACCGCAGAAGAAGUACCAGAAGGUGGAGAACAACACGAGAGCCCAUUGGUGGUUAAACUAGAAAUAAACCCAAAAGAAAACGCUGAUAAAGAUGAGGAGGAUGACGCAGAGGCUUGGGAUAUAAAUAGAAUGCUCAUUGAUCCUGGUAGUUCGGUGGAUAUAUUAUUUUAUCAUACCUACAAGACUAUGGGUGGAAGAGACGAGAAUCUCAUACCGUCAACCUACAAGAUUUACGGUUUUAAUGGUACAACCAACAAACCAAAGAACGAAAUAACGAUGUGA